AUGGCAAUUGCAAAGAGCUCUUUACAGCCCUCAGUGGCUGGCCUACCAGUGGUACCAGCAUCAAAAGAGAAUCAAGAGUUCCUCCUCAAGAUCCUCAUCCUGUCAAUUAUAUACAUCUUGGCAUUCUCCACUCGUCUAUUCUCUGUACUCCGUUAUGAGUCUGUUAUUCAUGAGUUUGAUCCAUACUUUAACUUCCGCUCCACCAAGUACUUGGUCAGUGAGGGAUUCUACAACUUCUUGAACUGGUUCGAUGAGAGAAGUUGGUAUCCACUUGGACGUAUUGUCGGUGGUACCAUCUAUCCAGGAUUGAUGGCAACAGCAGCAGUAGUUCACAACAUCCUCAACUCUUUGAACUUGACAGUCAAUAUUAGAAAUGUCUGUGUGUUGUUGUCACCAUGGUUCGCAAGCAACACUGCCAUGAUCACAUACAAGUUCACCAAGGAGAUCAAGGACACUCAGAGUGGUUUGGUGGCCGCCGCCAUGAUUGCCAUCGUGCCAGGUUACAUCUCACGUUCAGUGGCAGGAUCAUUCGAUAACGAAGGUAUCGCUAUCUUUGCGCUCAUCUUCACCUACUACUGCUGGAUCAAGUCUGUCAACACUGGCAGCUUGUUCUGGUCUGCCAUCGCCGCCCUCGCCUACUUCUACAUGGCAAGCGCCUGGGGAGGCUACGUGUUCAUCAUCAACUUGAUCCCCCUGCACGUGCUCACCUUGUUGCUCACAGGCCGUUACUCCCACCGUCUGUACGUGGCAUACUCAACACUGUUUGUCAUUGGCACCAUUCUCUCGAUGCAGAUCAACUUUAUUGGCUUCCAGCCAGUGCAGUCCAGCGAGCACAUGGCCGCCAUCGGAGUGUUUGGUCUCCUGCAGCUCUUCUCUGGCCUCAACUGGGUCAAGUCGCAUCUGUCUGCCGAAGCCUUUGUCCGUCUACAGCGUCUCACCAUCAUGACCGUCCUGUCCGUCGCCGCCUCUGUCUUUGUCAUUGGUACCCUGACCGGCUACAUCUCGCCAUGGACCGGCCGUUUCUACUCGCUGCUCGACCCAACCUACGCUCGUGACAACAUCCCCAUCAUUGCCUCCGUAUCUGAGCAUCAGCCAACGACCUGGGCCUCCUACUUCUUUGAUCUGCACAUCCUGACCUUCCUCUUCCCCGCCGGUCUCUACUUCUGUUUCCGCGAGUUGACUGACGCCAACAUCUUCUUGAUCCUCUACGGAGUUACCUCGAUCUACUUCUCUGGUGUGAUGGUCCGUUUGAUGCUGGUUCUUGCCCCAGUGGCCUGUGUUCUGGGUGCCAUUGCCAUCUCCUCCACCCUCCAGUCGUACGCCAGCAAGUUCAAGUCGAACAACAACGACAACAACUCCAAGGAGUCAAGCGGAGUGAUUGUUGGUGUGCUCACCGUGCUCCUGAUCCUCUACACUUUCCACUGCACCUGGGUCACAUCGGAGGCCUACUCAUCGCCCUCGAUCGUUCUCUCUGCCAAGCAACACGAUGGCUCGCGUAUCAUUUUCGACGACUUCCGUGAGGCUUACCGUUGGAUCGGCCAGAACACCGCCGACGACGCACGCAUCAUGUCAUGGUGGGACUAUGGCUACCAGCUCUCUGCCAUGGCCAACCGCACUGUGUUGGUGGACAACAACACAUGGAACAACUCGCACAUUGCCCAGGUUGGAAAGGCCUUUGCCUCGCCAGAGGAGGACGCCUACAAGAUCAUGAAGGACCUCGACGUCGACUACGUUCUCGUCAUCUUUGGAGGACUGACAGGAUACUCGUCGGACGACAUCAACAAGUUCUUGUGGAUGGUCAGAAUCGGUGGUAGCACAGACCCCUCCAUCAUCGAGUCGGACUACUUGGCCAACGGACACUACCGUAUCGACGCCGGCGGUUCGCCCAAGAUGCUCCAGACGCUCAUGUACAAACUAUGCUACUACCGUUUCUCAGAGGUGCACACCGACUAUGGUAAGCCCCCAGGUUUCGAUCGUGUCAGAAACGUAGAGAUUGGCAACAAGAACUUCCAGCUCAACUAUUUGGAGGAGGCUUUCACCUCUGUGCAUUGGUUGGUCCGUGUCUACAAAGUCAAGGACUUUGAGAACAGAGCCUAA
Messenger RNA from Acytostelium subglobosum LB1, 2097 nucleotides. RefSeq lists its product as hypothetical. NCBI's taxonomy places the organism in Eukaryota, Evosea, Eumycetozoa, Acytosteliales, Acytosteliaceae. The record is from RefSeq and is a predicted model, not a curated record. Bases 1 to 2097 code for a protein of 698 amino acids. Gene Ontology annotation, cellular component: membrane. The transcript has 3 exons. Gene Ontology annotation, molecular function: oligosaccharyl transferase activity.